CACGAACAACCAAGAAGCGUGACGCGUUAUUGUGCGUUAGAGAGGUAAGGAGUCUGAACGAGUAACUAACUACAAAUUCAGAAUCCCGCAAUGCCAUUAUCUCAUAUUCUUCUCCAAUUCAAUUCAAUUCAAUUCAAUUCUCUUCUCAUUUCUUCAACUCUCUCUCAAUUUCUUCUUCAAUCUCAACCUUCUCUUUCUCUGUCGGUGGAAAUGGCGACGAAUAUCGGCAUAAUGGACAGUGCUUAUUUUGUCGGCAGGAACGAGAUUCUGAGUUGGAUCAACAAUCGACUCCAGCUCAAUCUCUCACGCAUUGAAGAGGCUGCAUCUGGUGCUGUACAAUGCCAGAUGAUGGAUGUGACGCAUCAAGGUGUUGUUCCGAUGCAUAAGGUUAACUUUGAUGCAAAGACGGAGUAUGAUAAGAUCCAGAAUUACAAAGUUCUGCAGGAGGUUUUCAACAAGCUGAAAAUUCAGAAGCAUAUUGAAGUUAGCAGGCUUGUUAAAGGCAGGCCGUUGGACAACUUGGAGUUCCUGCAGUGGCUGAAACGUUACUGUGAUUCUGUGAAUGGUGGCAUUAUGAAUGAGAACUAUAAUCCUGUGGAGCGAAGAUACAAGGUCGGAAAGGACCGAAAUCUGAAAUGUUCUAUGAAGAAAUCCAAAUCACUGCAAACAGAUAUUAUGAAUAACUCAGGCUCAGGCAACACACUUGGUCCUAAUAGAACCUCUGGGGACAAGCCACCAUUCAGAUCAAGUGGAGUGGCAAGUGGGGCUAAUUCUUCAGCAGAGAUUCAAUCUUUGUCCAAAGAGAUUAUUGAUCUCAAAUUAGCAGUGGAAACCCUUGAAAAGGAGAGAGACUUUUACUUUGCAAAACUACGGGAUAUAGAAAUUAUUUGUCAGACUCCAGAAGUGGAGAAUAUCUCUAUUACUGUAGCAAUUAAGAAGAUUUUAUAUGCCAAUGAUACAAAGGAAUCAGUGCUGGAUGAAGCUCAAGAUUAUCUUAAUCAAACUAUGAAUGCUGUAGAAGCUCAAGAUUAUCUUGGUCAAACUAAUGAUGCUGUUGAAUCUGAAGCAGAAAUUGAAGCCGAUUCCCAAAACUAGCUCCUGGCUGGUAUUUGAAGAUAUAUGCAAACCUCUUUUUCAAAAACUCAAUUCUGUCUUACCAGCUGGUAAUGAUCUGCACUGUCCUAUGGGAAUAGAACACCAUGUAAUGAAAAUUGUCAUAUAUCGAAUUUGUUUCCUUGUAAGCCUGAACGAAUAAUGACAUGAUAGAUGAUCAGUCUUUUCAAAAAUAGAUUUCAUCUACUCAUCCUUUUCAUCAUCACUAUAAAAAAACUUCUCUAAUGAACA
This is a messenger RNA of Vicia villosa (hairy vetch), 1344 nucleotides long. RefSeq names its product microtubule-associated protein RP/EB family member 1A-like. The transcript has 8 exons. The record is from RefSeq and is a predicted model, not a curated record. NCBI's taxonomy places the organism in Eukaryota, Viridiplantae, Streptophyta, Magnoliopsida, Fabales, Fabaceae. Gene Ontology annotation, molecular function: microtubule plus-end binding. Gene Ontology annotation, cellular component: spindle midzone; microtubule plus-end; microtubule organizing center. Bases 91 to 1095 code for a protein of 334 amino acids. Gene Ontology annotation, biological process: thigmotropism; regulation of microtubule polymerization or depolymerization; spindle assembly.